AUGGGAGCCAUCACCCUCAUCUUCUCAAACAGCUCAAAUUAUAGCGACACCCAAAGAUACACAAAUGAACUUCCUAAAAGUGGAAAGGAUGAUACAAUCUGUUUCCUGUACCUCUUGGAGACUCAGCACCUGGGCUGUGGUGAUAAUGAAGAGUUGGGCAUUUCUCCUCCUGCUAGUAGAGAUUUCCAGUCUAGCAUCUGGAUCUUUGUAUGGGCCGCAGAUUCCUGCAAAGGACGAUGUAAUGAAAAAUAUAACCGGGAAGAUGAGUGCCACUGUGACACUAACUGUGAACAAAAUCAGAACUGCUGUGAAGAUUACCACAUCCACUGCAAAACAGGUACCACAGAUGACAAAGAAAAGGAAGGAUUCUCAUACAGAGACAAUACUAUAACAGAUGAAGAACUACAAGAAGCAUCAGAGAAGAUUUACCAGACUGACCACAAUAGAGCAGAGGAGUCUGACAUUGUCCUGAACAAGCAAUUCUUCACUUCCAAAACAAAUGGACAUGAAGAUAAUUCUCCAGAUCGGCUCUUCACUUAUGUCAACCAUGAGAAACUCUUCUCAAGGCCAACCUAUGCCAGUUUCAUCAAGCUAUUGGAUAAUUAUCAAGCACAUGUUGGGACAGAGGAGAAAUUCACAAAAGAACAGAUGAAAGAACAAGACAUUUUUCUUCAGGAUAUCAUGAAGACUGAGGUCAUGAAAGAGCUAUAUAAGUUUCUUCACAGCCAAAAUCGAUAUGAUACAGAACCAGAGUUUGUUGAGGAUCUUAAAAAGAUGUGGUUUGGUCUUUAUUCCAGAGGCAAGGAUGUUAAUGAUAAUGACUCCAGUGGCUUUGAACAUGUCUUUGUAGGAGAAAUCAAACAAGGAAAAGUAUCUGGAUUCCACAACUGGAUUCGUUUCUACCUUCUGGAGAAACAGGGUGUUGUUGAUUAUUUCAGCCACAGCUAUGAUGGUCCG
Messenger RNA from Protobothrops mucrosquamatus (brown spotted pit viper), 957 nucleotides. RefSeq names its product endonuclease, poly(U) specific (gene ENDOU). Gene Ontology annotation, molecular function: scavenger receptor activity; RNA endonuclease activity; polysaccharide binding. Lineage: Eukaryota; Metazoa; Chordata; Lepidosauria; Squamata; Viperidae. Gene Ontology annotation, biological process: immune response. The record is from RefSeq and is a predicted model, not a curated record.